AUUUUUAUUUUCUUUUUUUUUUCUCCUCUAUUUUAUUUUUAUUUAUUUUUUGUUGACAACUUCACCAACCAUCUCUCUCUUCUCUCUCUUCUGCGCGCGACGCAGACCCAGCUUUCUCUCUCCUCGACUCAGAUACAAAAAGAAUAGUUUUUUUUUUCGUGUUUUUUUUUUGCCGGUGAAAAAAAACAAAAAACUACCAUUGUUGAAAAAACCUAACCUCCUUAUCCUCAAUCUCACACAUCCUCAGCAGAGGUGCCGCAGGAGAAUGCUGCUUUCUAGGGUUUUCUUUCUGAGCUAUGCUUUUCACGUGCUGAGAUUUUGGAACUCAGCGAGGACUUGGUGGUAAUAGUGGACUUGUGGAUGAAUUUUUGAAUGGUUUGAUGUUAAUUGAGAUGGGUUCUUGUGGGGAUUCAGCUAUGGUUGAUGAUGGAAUAUCAGGUGGGUCUGUUAUUGAGCAGCAUUUGUGCUCAGAGAUUCCCGUGCAUUCGGAUCAUUUGCAGAAACAGUUGUGUUCAGAAGGAGCUUGUAGUGUGUUGUACUCUGAUGAGCUUAGCAGCUUGAAGGAUGGCAGUGUGGAUUUACCCCAGGAGGGUUCUGCAAGCGGUGGUGCUGUUGUUGUGGAUGUUGAGCUUCACAGGGCGAAGGAUGGAAGUGUGGAUUUACCCCAGGAGGGCCCUGAGGGUUCUCUAAGCGGCGGUGCUGUUGUUACGGAUGUUGAGCUUCACAGGGCGAAGGGUAGUGUGGAUUUACCCCAGGAGGGCCCUGAGUGUUCUACAAGCGGCAGUGAUGUUCCGGACAGGUGUGGAGAUGUCUUGCCAAAUGAAUGUGGAAACGCUGAUAUGUUGCAAUUGGAGAACACCUCUGAGCAUGAUUGUCAGAAUCAUUCAAGGAUAUGUUGUGGGAACAAUGAGGGUUCAGGUCUAAAAACUAGGGGGAUGUGUUCGGAAAGAAAUUUUCAAGAUGAAGGCAACUCAGACAUUCCGUCGGAGUCCGUAACUGUGACUGGGUUGCAGGAGCAUUGUGUUCAACACGUCGUGCAGAAGGAUGAGAAGCUCAAUGUAUUCCCCUCAGUGAAUGAUGAUUCAGCUGUCAUGGGAGGCAAAAAUGAUGACUCCAGUGUACUUGUGGAUGCUUUGGAUUGUGUGCAUGAUUUCAGACAUUCUGAAAUGUCCUUGGAAUCAGAACCCACGACUGACUUGCUAGUUGGUUGUGACCACAAAAAUGAGCAGGGGGACAUUGUGAGAAAUGCAGAUCCAUUGUCAAUGGGUGUGGAAAAAUGUGAUGCUUUUGAUGGGAUGGAAUCCGAUGCUUGCAGGCAGGCAUCUCCUUUGCAGAUGCAGGCUUUGGAAGUUCCAACAGCUGUAUGUACAGAGGAAGAUAGCAGACGUGGUCAGCUAUGUGAUGUUAAAUAUGGUGAUGAUUGGAAUAGUAGUAUUGAUGAAAAGAUUAAAGCUUUUGUAGAUAAGGAAAACAUUGUUGAUUCACAUGUCCAAGUAUUGUCCUCACCAGGCUGUCAUAGGACCUUGGAGAGUUCACCUGUAGUUGAUUCCCCUCCGGAGACUUCAGUGUUGGUCCAGGGUAAUGUAAUGAAGAAUGAUAUCUUGCAAAUAGAUGAGAAGUUGUGUAAAUUGAAGGACUCUCACUCAGAAGAAACUACCAGCUGUGCUCCUAGGAAACCUUUAUAUGCUGAUUUAGAUCGGCCCUCCAUUGUUUUAGUCACCGAUACCUCUUUGAAGGACACACAUGAUCUGCUUCCUAAGGGUGGUGUUGUUUCUGUCAAUAACAGUAGUGCUAUGGACACUGUUGGACAGACAGAUAAUGAUGGAAAAGAUACUGUGGAAGCUGAUUUUUUCGCUCAAAGCAUCCUAUUGCCGUCUCAGAGGAAUAGUAGAAGAAAUAAAGUUGGUCGUAAGACACAAACAAAAAAAGCCUCAAGAAAAUGCAACAAAGCUGAUUUGACACAUCCAGGUGGAGAUAUGAAGAUAAACUUAGAGGUUGCUAGAAAGAAAAGAAGUUCUUUCUCCAAGCCCGCACGAUCUUCUAUCUGGGGAUUAUAA
Molecule: messenger RNA, 2057 nt
Organism: Arachis ipaensis
Lineage: Eukaryota; Viridiplantae; Streptophyta; Magnoliopsida; Fabales; Fabaceae
Source: RefSeq, a predicted model, not a curated record